AUGUUUGAUAAUAGAACACAUGUUGAAAAUAAUCAAUCAGAUAACAAAAAUGCUCGUCUAAUCUUAAAUCCUCAAUCAAAACUCUGGUAUGUAUAUGAUAAAAAUUGCAAAACUCAACAUAUUCAGAGAAAAAUAUCUUUGUUGAUUAUUGUUACUAUUGUUGUGGUUUUGGUCAUCAUCAUCAUUCCAAUAAUUGUUACGAACCGACAAAAUAAAAAAGGCCAACAGACAUUAACAACAACAUUUUCAGGAAUCGAAUCAGCAUCUUCAAUAAUCACAUUAACAGAAACGAUUUCACGAUGCAAUGUUACAUCGUGCCGUGAACGAAUUCAGAAGUCUAUUGCCCAAAAUUGGACAUAUGAUACAGUGAAUUUUACUGAAUGCAACAGUUGUUCUCGAGCGACUUACCCAAAUUUUCCUUCAGAUUGGUCAACUAGAUGGUACGACAUGAAUUUCCUUAUUUAUACUUCAGAAAGUUCUGAUUGCGCUGGAAAUCCUUAUAUCGGUAAUGUAGAGUUUUGUCAAUAUGCAUGUUUGAAAGAUAUUACGUGUAUCGGCUUUUCUCGAGCGAAAGCAGCUUUAGAUAACAGCUCUAGUGCAGGAUGUUACUUGAAAAAGAAUAUCAACUUGGAUAAAGUAUACAAUCAUGAUAUAUGGUACACAAUCAUUUUUCGACGGUAUGAUAUCGACUAA
Molecule: messenger RNA, 693 nt
Organism: Adineta ricciae
Lineage: Eukaryota; Metazoa; Rotifera; Eurotatoria; Adinetida; Adinetidae
Source: the annotation of a GenBank genome assembly